CAAUCUUAAAAAUGCUUAAAGAUAUAAGAAUUAAAAUAAUGAAUAGGUUAAGAGUGACGGAAAGGAAUGCAAGCAAAUGGACUACUAAUUAUAGUCCUAGGUGCAUGAAAUUGUUCACUGCCUAUAUGAAAAUAGCCCAGUUAUGUAAUGUUGAUUUUAAUGGUGAUCUUGGGUAUGAAGUGUCUAAGGGUGAAGAUAGGCAUAUAGUGAACUUGGUUGAGAAAAAAUGCACAUGUAGGUCAUGGCAGUUGACUGGCAUUCCUUGCCCCCAUGCCAUCAAGGCUAUGUUGUACCAGAAGAUAGAACCAAUGACUGAAAUUAAUUGGUGGUACAGUAAGGAAGCUUACUUGACGACAUAUAGGGCCAAGUUGAUGCCUGUAAGAGGUGAAAUUCUGGAAUGUACUGCCAGAACAUGCAAUGGACCCACCUGAUCUUGUGAAAACUGUUGGAAGACUAAAGAGAUCAAAAGAACUAGAGAAAAGGAUGCAUCAACUAAAAGAACAGGAGAGUGGGCUCACUCAAGAAAAUUAACUAAAAUGACAUGUAGUAAGUGUGGUUUAUCAACUCACAAUGAAAGGACAUGCAAGCUUGGUGAAGAACAACAAAGGGCUACAUUGAAGAAAAUAAGGGUCAGAACUGAAGAAGAUGAAGAAGAAGUUGAAGAAGAAGUUCACGAACAUCUUUAUGAUGUUAACAGUUCAGCCCCUAGACCAACACAAGAGGAAGAAUACCAUUUUAUGCCUACACCUACAUUAUCACAACAACAGUAUGAACCAUUUAGUCCUACUAGAGAGCCUGAAAGUGAUCCAGAUAUAAGGCCUCAAGUCAUAUCUGAACAUCUCACAAAAUUGAAGAUGAGGAUGAAUCAAAAAAGAGCCUCUAGAAAUAGAGUGAUAUCUUUUAAAGGUGAUCAUGCUGGAAUUAGUGAGCCUACAGAUUUGCCUUACUCACCCACUAAGCUCACUUGAAAAAGAAAAGAAUCUUUCACUACGAACCAGUUGAAAAGAGAAAAAGAGAAGAAGGUGGGCAAGUUGAAGACAAGAAAAGCUAAUGGGAGAUCUCAGAUUUAGUAUGUUCUGAAUGAUGCAAAGAAAUUGACAGCCUUUACCUAUUUUUUCUUGAAGUUCGUAGAUGCAAAACAACGAAUGUUUGUGUUUUAUUUUGGGUUAAUUUGGUAGAUGCAAAAGAAUGAAUGCUUAUGUUUGUUUUUGGUUUGAAGUUGGUAUUAAGUUAUGAAGUUUGGUGAAGCAUUAAUGUUUGAGUUUUGUCCAAAUUUUUAUUUUUGAGAAAUUCUAGCAGGGUUACUAAAUUUAUGUGAUUUAAUUGGUUCGCACUAACUGUUGGAAGAACCUCUGAUUAUAUU
Solanum dulcamara is the source of this 1363-nucleotide messenger RNA. RefSeq lists its product as uncharacterized. NCBI's taxonomy places the organism in Eukaryota, Viridiplantae, Streptophyta, Magnoliopsida, Solanales, Solanaceae. The record is from RefSeq and is a predicted model, not a curated record. Bases 537 to 968 code for a protein of 143 amino acids. The transcript has 2 exons.